Messenger RNA from Colletotrichum aenigma, 1575 nucleotides. RefSeq lists its product as uncharacterized. The transcript has 3 exons. Lineage: Eukaryota; Fungi; Ascomycota; Sordariomycetes; Glomerellales; Glomerellaceae. The record is from RefSeq and is a predicted model, not a curated record. The coding region runs from base 1 to 1575 and encodes 524 amino acids.
AUGCAAGAUCUCCUUCUGCGUGAUGCCCUUGUCACCCUUUGCACGCUGCUAUGGUUCAGAUUAGCAAACUCGCAGUGCAUCCUUCCGGAUGAUCAAGGUAUUAUCAAGCAGUAUGUCUUGGUGGUCGACCAGACUCCUGUGCGUCUGAGCGCCGCCAUCUGCUCAAAUACCACAAUUACCGUCGCUGGCACCACCGUGCCAGUGACCAAUGCUCCCACAGUUUUGCUCUCCGACUUUAUUGUCGAGAACACCAUCACAUAUACCUCAACUCUAAGCCCAAGCGCCACUUUCAAUGGCCCAGUCUCAACAAUCACGAGGGGAGUGCCUCAAGGCACUGCUCUCUCAACUAUUGUUUUGGGACCACAAGCAAGCUCUGAAGUUGGCACGGAGAUUAUUUUGGAGCCGUUUCCCGCAGGCCAGCAAGGCCCAUUUGAUCCUCAGAACGCCAUUUCGUCAUCCUUCGAUCCAGCCCAGUCAGCGCCUGGAUCCAUUCCUGAGAACGCAUUUCCCGAACGUGUCGAGACCAUGACUGCACCUUGGACCGGCACAGUCACGUCGACUUUAGCGCUUCCUGCUCAAGGCACAGACGACAUCGAAAGGCAGAUCAUCUUGACACCGGUCGCAGCGCCGUUCCCAGGCCCAAUCACAGCUGCUACAAGCCCAUGGACUGGCACAAUGACUACGACAUUGACGACACCACCUGUCGGUACAGACUCCAUCGCCUUGCAGCUCGUCUUGACACCCACUGAUGGGGCUGCGCCCACGGGAGGGGCCCCGGCUGGGUUGUUCACUACUCUGACAGCCAUCGGUACUGAACCAACUACAUCAACCGUCGUGUUGCCCCCAACGGGUAGCGAUGCUGUCGGAACGGAAAUCAUUGUGGUGCCAACUACUGUUGGGGAUGAUGAUCCGGACAUUUUCCCCGCAGUAUAUGUUCCAACAACCGCAACCGGGCCUGGGACACUAACAACCACCUUCACAAUCCCACCUGCUGGAACAGAUACGACUGGAACUCUGUUAAUUCUCGAUCCGGCCUUAACUCCAUCACCUUCCAGCUAUGGAAGCGAUGGUGGCAGCGAUGACGGGAACGACGAUGGUCCUCUCAAUGCCUUUUUUGGCCCCUUCACAACUGUUACUGCCCCCUUCACAGGCCUUGCGCCAACAACUAUUGAUCUUCCACCAAGUGGAGGUGAUGGCACUGGAACCAGAGUCGUUCUGACUCCAACUCCGCAGCUCAGGCCGUUCAACGGACCUGUUGUCAGAGUUGCGGCAACCGUUACUGGUACAAUCUUCACCACCGUAACCAUCCUUCCAGCACAAGCGGGUGGCACAGCUACUGCAAUUGUUAUCAAUCCAGCAAACACAGAUCCUGGCGUAGCUCCCGCCGGAAACUUGCCGGCUACCCCAGCCGUGAUUCCAGCAGGACCUAUGGGACCACCAGACUUUGGCGUCCUAGAUCCAAGCUCAGCACCAGCUGACCCAGUGUUGCCUGCAAUAGUCUCACCUGUAGUUCCGGGAGGAAACAACAUCUUUACAACGUUCAAGUACCCACCACCGCAGCUUCAAUUCCGGUAG